AUGGCUCUUCCUCCCAAGUGGUACCAGUUCCUUGUGAGCGUCUUCGCUUCACUUGGUUCUCUCAACUACGGUUAUGAUUUGGGUGUCAUUGCCUCCGCCAUUGCUUCCCAGUCCUUCAAGACAAAGUUCGGCGAGGACCCCAAGGAGAUCGGUGCAGUUGUAUCAUGCUUCACCGGUGGCGCCUUCAUCGGUGCCGGUUGCGCCGGUCCCACUGGUGACAGACUUGGUCGUAAGAUGACCAUUCUCAUCGGUGGUGUCAUCUUCGUCCUCGGCGGUGCUUUCCAGGCCGCCGCUCAAAACCUUGGUUACCUCUAUGCUGGUCGUGCCCUCGCUGGUGUCGGUAUCGGUUUCUUAACUAUGAUCAUCCCUCUGUACCAGGCCGAGCUUUGCCACCCCAGUAUCCGUGGACGAGUCACUUCUCUGCAACAAUUCAUGCUGGGUGUUGGUGCUCUGGCUGCUGCAUGGAUCUCAUACGGUACUUACAUCGGCUUUGCUCCUACCGACAACAACCAAUGGCGUGUCAGUCUGGGUAUCCAGUGUAUCCCUGGCGGUAUUCUGGCUCUGCUCAUUCUGUUCUUCCCCGAGUCUCCCCGUUGGCUUAUUGACCACGGCCGUGUCGACGAGGGUCUCCAGACUCUGGCCAAGCUCCACGCUCACGGCGACGUCAACGACGCCUGGGUUCGCGCCGAGUUCGACCAGAUUCAGGACUCCAUUGCCACUGAGCACGAGGGAUCCGCCAAGUCCUACAAGGAGCUCUUCACCGACAAGUCGUGCUUCCGCCGUCUCUUCCUUGCUUGCGCUCUUCAGGCCUCUAUUCAGAUGACCGGUGUCAGCGCCAUCCAGUACUACUCCGUCGCGAUUUACGAGAAGAUCGGCAUUGCCGGCGACGAGACCCUGCGUUACCAGGCCAUCUCCUCCGUCAUCGCUCUCGUCGCCCAGUUCCUCUGCAUGAUGUUCAUCGACAAGACCGGUCGCCGCUGGCCCCUCAUCUUCGGAAACCUUGGCAACUGCAUCACCUUCAUCAUCGCGACCAUCCUUCUUGCCAAGUUCCCUCCUGGUUCCGAGAACGCCAGCGGAAGCGCCGCUUGGGGAUUCAUCGCCAUGACCUGGCUGUACAACUUCAGCUUCAGCGCUACCUGCGGUCCCCUCUCGUGGAUUAUUCCCGCCGAGAUCUUUGACAUGAAGACUCGCUCCAAGGGUGUUUCCAUUGCCACCAUGACCUCUUUUGCCUUCAACACUCUUAUCGGCCAGACGACCUCUGUUGCCCUGGACGACAAGAGCGGUAUCGGCUGGCGCUGGUACAUCCUCUUCAUCGUGUGCAACUUCACCAACGCUCUCUUCUUCUGGUGCUUCCUCCCCGAGACCGCCAAGCGUCCCCUGGAAGAGAUGAAGUACCUCUUCACCGAGGCCCCUCUCUUCGUUCCUACCAUGGACCGCAGCGCCGUCGAUAUCCACGAUCUCGAGCGCAGAGUCGAGGCCGUCGAGCAGAAGCAGGCCCACGAGACGGAGCACAUUUAA
Colletotrichum karsti is the source of this 1518-nucleotide messenger RNA. RefSeq names its product sugar transport protein. Lineage: Eukaryota; Fungi; Ascomycota; Sordariomycetes; Glomerellales; Glomerellaceae. The transcript is spliced from 5 exons. Bases 1 to 1518 code for a protein of 505 amino acids. The record is from RefSeq and is a predicted model, not a curated record. Gene Ontology annotation, molecular function: carbohydrate:proton symporter activity. Gene Ontology annotation, biological process: carbohydrate transport; transmembrane transport. Gene Ontology annotation, cellular component: membrane.